This is a messenger RNA of Penicillium malachiteum, 756 nucleotides long. RefSeq lists its product as uncharacterized. Gene Ontology annotation, molecular function: antiporter activity; succinate transmembrane transporter activity; thiosulfate transmembrane transporter activity. Gene Ontology annotation, biological process: malate transmembrane transport; succinate transmembrane transport; oxaloacetate transport. The transcript has 2 exons. Bases 1 to 756 code for a protein of 251 amino acids. The record is from RefSeq and is a predicted model, not a curated record. NCBI's taxonomy places the organism in Eukaryota, Fungi, Ascomycota, Eurotiomycetes, Eurotiales, Aspergillaceae.
AUGGUGGGCACAUUUGGACACAUCGUGAGACAUAAUGGAGUCACUGGAUUAUACAAUGGUCUCUCCGCCGCACUCCUACGCCAGAUAACUUAUUCCACUACUCGCUUCGGUAUCUAUGAAGAACUCAAAAACCGCGUCAUGAAGAACUCCCAAGAUCCUACCGCACCUCCAGGUCUCCUCACUCUUCUCGGAAUAUCCUGCAUUUCAGGUUUCAUUGGUGGAUUCGCUGGUAACCCCGCCGAUGUGCUUAACGUUCGCAUGCAAUCGGACGCCGCUUUGCCAAUCGAGCAACGCCGCAACUACCGUCACGCCUUCCAUGGUCUUGUACAGAUGACCCGCACAGAGGGCUUCGGUGCCUUGUUCCGUGGUGUCUGGCCAAACUCAACUCGCGCGGUGCUUAUGACUGCCUCCCAGCUGGCAUCUUAUGAUACCUUCAAGAAAAUGUGCAUCGAAAAGGCCGGCAUGAAGGAUAACCUUGGCACUCACUUCACAGCCUCAUUUAUGGCUGGAUUUGUGGCUACCACUGUCUGUAGUCCUGUGGAUGUUAUUAAGACUCGCAUCAUGACUGCCUCUCCUGCUGAGAGUCGUGGCCACAGCAUCGCUGGCUUGCUUCGUGACAUUUGUCGCAAAGAAGGCCUGGGCUGGACUUUCCGUGGUUGGGUCCCCAGCUUCAUUCGUCUCGGCCCUCAUACUAUUGCGACCUUUAUCUUCCUUGAAGAGCACAAGAAGCUCUACAGGAGGUUGCAGGGUAUCUAA